Messenger RNA from Xenopus laevis (African clawed frog), 4781 nucleotides. RefSeq lists its product as uncharacterized. The coding region runs from base 1664 to 3478 and encodes 604 amino acids. Lineage: Eukaryota; Metazoa; Chordata; Amphibia; Anura; Pipidae. The transcript has 2 exons. The record is from RefSeq and is a predicted model, not a curated record.
UUUUCUUUUGACUCUUUCCAGCUUUCAAAAAGGGGUCACUGACCCCAUCUUAAAAAAACAAAUGCUCUGUAAGACUAUAAAUGUAUAGUUCCUUUCUCCUUAGUCGCUUGUGGGUACAGUUUGCACCACUAGGAGGCAGGACACCAUAACAAAUCCAAACAAACGAGUCCCUCCUCCUCCUGCUAUACCGCAGAGCCAGACAGUUCUCAUUGUGUCCUCAGGAGGUUGGGACAUAGAACUCUUAUCAGGAGUUAGAAUUUAUUUUUAUUUAUUUCACCUUAUUUAUUACUUAUUUAUUUACUUUAUUACUUAUUUAUUUACUUAUUUCACCAGAGGUCUGACUGGGCAUUAACACCGAGUGUUCUGCCUUUCUGUCCACCUCCAACAGGAGGUCUCUGGGGUCUUUUUGUGCCGUUGCACUGACCACCCAGGCAGAUUAUUCUUCCCUUCUUAGGGUACGAAUUCACUGGCCGGCAGACAAGCGUGAGAGCUGUACAGGGACAUCAGCACACCAUGUCUGGGAGUUCCAGUGACAACCUUUUUCCAAGGACGGCAACUACUGCUUCAGUAAAGUAUUUAGCCUGUGCCAAAUGCCUCAAACUUUUACCGCUAGGUAACAAGGAACCUUUGUGCUCCACGUGCAAGCCACCUGAGUCUGUUCCGUAAACUCCAGGGCCCAGCCCCCAGUUAAGCUUAGUCCCCCAUGGGGCUCCGGCAGCCCAGGCCAGAGACCUCUGGGAUCUCAGUCUCCCCCCUCAGUGGGCUUCCCAACUGGCCUCCGGCAUUCCCAAGCUGGGCGAUUCCUUAGACAGGCUACUAGCCUGCCUAGACAAGCCCAAGCUGCCUAAGCGCAGGGCCCCCUCUCCGUCUGCAGCAGAGAGCGACGAGGAGUCCAUUGCUCCCUCUCCCCCCCCCCCUUUACACAGGAGACGAACAGGCUCUCUCCGAUGGGGAACUGUCACACAGCUCUGAUCAGGAGGUGGAGGACUCUCCUAAAUUGUCCUCUGAGGCCAUUGACUCCCUUAUUUCCUCUGUCCUAGAAACCCUACACUCUACAGGAACCUGGAAAUAGCUCUAGUUCCUCCUCGGGUCCCUUCAAACGCCAGACUAGGUCUUCUCCUGGUUUUCCCUCCCAUGACCAGCUUGAUCACAUCAUUCAGCAGGAGUGGGACAAGCCUGAAAGACGUUUCCAGCAGAACCAGCGUUUUCUCAAGCUAUAUCCCUUCCCACCGGAUGUCACUGAGAAGUGGGCCUCCUCCUUCUGUGGAUGCCCCAGUCUCAUGCCUUUCCAAGAACACUGCAUUACCUGUUCCUGACGCAGCUUCUUUUAAGGACUCCAUGGACAAUGGACAAAAAGAUGGAGGGCCUUCUGCGUUCCCUCAUCUCCGCUACUGGCACUUCUUUGCCCCCUGUUCUGGCCUCCAGGGUGAGCAGGGCCGUCCAAUCUUGGUCUGGUGCCUUAGGCCGAGCAAUCUUUUCUGGGGUUCCACGUCAGGAACUUUUCAAGAUGGCAUCGCAGAUCAAGAAGGCCAACGACUUUCUAUGUGAGGCAUCGCUCGAUGCUGCCCAGGUGAUGCAUGGAUCACUCUGACUCAGGACUCCUGUGUACACUAGGUCGUGACUCACUUAGAGUUCUCUUCUCCCCCCACCUCACCGCUUCUUCAUGUCCAGGCUUCCUCAAGAACCCUCCAAGGCCCGAGCACUUCUAGACGCAAUCGACAGGCUCCUACGGACAGAUGUCGUCAUACCGGUUCCACCCGGGGAAAGAUUCAAGGGCUACUAUUCCAACCUGUUGUAUUGCCCAAGAAGGACGGGUCACCACUUAUGGUCCCUGAUCUCGAAACCGAAACACACCGCCAAAUUCUGCAUGAAGGUACUAAGUCAUGGUGUCAACCAUAGAAGCAGUUCCCUUUGCUCAACAUCAUCUCAGGGAGCUUCAAUGGAACAUUCUCUCAGCCUGGAAACGCAGAUACAUACUUCAAGAGAUUCGCCUGUCGUACAAGACCAGAGCGUCUCUCCACUGGUGGACUCACAUCAGUCACCUGACCAAGGGCAGACCUCUCGGGUAUCCUCAGUGGCGCCUCCUCUCUACGGAUGCAAGCCUAUUGGGCUGGGCAGCAGUCCUGGAGGGACAUUCAGCACAGGGCCUCUGGUCUCCAGCAGAGCAACGUCUCCACAUCAACCUCUUGGAGAUUCGAGCCAUUUGUCUAGCCUUAGUCCACUGACGGCAACAACUAGCGGGUCAGGCGGUAAGAAUCCAAUCCGACAAUGCCACAACCGUAGCAUAUGUCAAUCACCAAGGCGGAACAAGAAGCAGGAGUGCACUAAACUAAGUUGGACUGAUCUUUCGAUGGGCAGAGACCUACCAAGCACAGCUUCUCAAUUGGGAGGCGGACUUUCUCAGCAGACAAUCCGUAGAUCCAAGCGAGUGGUCUCUAAAGGACGACGUUUUUCACCAACUCACUCGAAGAUGGGGAACUCCAGAGGUCGACCUCAUGGCAACCCGGCCACUCUUCUUCGCUCGAUACAGGGACCCUCUGGCUAUAGCAGCGGGUGCCCUGACCACUACCUGAAAUUUCCAGCUCGCCUAUGCCUUCCCUCCUCUGCAGAGGGAGCACACCACUCUCAUUCUCAUUGCUCCCAGAUGGCCUCGUCGCACGUGCUUCUCGGAUCUAGUAAGUCUAUCCGUAGACCACCCAUGGACUCUACCCAUCAUUCCAGAUCUUCUGUCUCAGGGGCCAAUUCGGCACCCAUGCCCAGCCAACCUCUAAUUGACGGCGUGGCUCUUGAGACUGUGAUCAUAAAGAAGAAAGGUUUUUCGGAUGCCAUAAUCCUCCGCAUGAGGGCGGCUCGUAAGCCCGUUUCCGCCAAAACUUACCACCGAGUAUGGUCCACUUACCAUCAGUGGUGUCAGUGCCAUGGAGUGGACUUUCUCCGCCUUUCCAUUGCCAACCUCUUGGCCUUCUUACAAGAGAGGCUAUCCAUCGGACUAUCCUUGGGAUCCCUAAAGUCCCAGAUCUCGGACAUGUCUAUAUUGUUCCAGAGGCGCCUAGCCUUACAUUCCGAUGUCAAGACUUUCCUACAGGGGGUGGCCCAUGUUAAGCCUCCUGUCCGGUCUCCAGUGCCGACUUGGGAUCUCUCUCUUGUUCUACGAUCCCUGCAACGACCCCACUUCGAGCCCUUGUCCUCUAUUUCCCUUCAAUGGCUUACCUGGAAGACAGUCUUUCUGAAUGCCAUCGCAUUAGCUCGCCAGGUAUGGGAGAUGUCUGCUCUAUCUUGCAGAUCUCCUUUCCUCACAUUCCAUCAGGAUAGGGUCGUUCUCUGCACGAUUCCUUCCUCCCUCCCUAAUGUGGUUUCCUCCUUCCAUUUGAACCAAGAGCCAUUCCAACCUUCUGUCCUUCUCCUUCCAAUCCUAAGGAGGUGGCCCUUCAUUCCUUGGACCACGUGCGGGCUCUCAAGUACUACCUGCACAGAGUAGAAGAAGUGCGUAAAUCGGACUCCAUGUUCAUCAUUCCCUCUGGGCCCCGCCAGGGCCCUCCGGCCACCAAGGCAACUAUUUCCCGUUGGAUAAAACAGGCCAUUCGGAGGGCUUACACAGCUCAGGGUUUGAGCCCCCCAACUAGACUCAAGGCUCUGAGUACGUCCUGGGCUUUUUAGAAUAAGGGCUCAGCUGAACAGUUGUGCAACCUCCAUCCAUACUUUUGGAAAUUUCUACCAUUUUGAUACCUUGGCGACAGCUUUGGUAUGUCCCCAUUGUUCCUGUGUCCCCCAAGCAGACUAGAGAAAGAGAGGAGUACACAAAAUUUCCUUUUCUCCUUAAAGGCGCUUGUGGGACUCAGGACUUCCCUCCCUGGUUGAGGCCUUCACUUGGUCUAUUCAGACAUGGUUGCUAAGUGCAAUCAACCUUUUUCUUGUAUAUAGUUGCAUAGGGCUUUAUUGGUAACCUCCUGUUCUGUGCUUUGGUACAAACUGGUCUGGCUCUGCCUGGGAGCUGCGGUAUAGCAGGCGGAGGAGGGACUAAUUUGUUUGGUUUUGUUAUUGUGUCCUGCCUCCUAGUGGUGCAAACUGUACCCCAUUGUUCCUGUGUCCCCCCAAGCGACUGUGUACUCAUCAUUAAAUCUUUCUAUCCAAUCUCCUUUUUUUUUUUUUUUUUUUUUUUUUUUUUAUUCCUUAUCUUUCUAUUCAGGCCUCGCCUAUUCAUAUUCCAGUCUCUUAUUCAAAUCAAUGCAUGGUUGCUAGGGGAAUCUGGAACCUAGCAACCCAAAUGGCUUAAAUUGAAAACUGGAGAGCUGCUAAAUAACUCAAAAACCACAAAUAAUAAAAAAUGAAAACCAAUUGCAAAUUGUCUUAGAAUAUCCCUCUCUAUAUCAUACGAACAUCGGGGUUGCCACCUUUUAAUAAAAGUUACACCGGCUGGGGGAGGUGGUGGGGCGUGCCGAGACAUCAAGGGGCGGGGCCACGGCGUGUGAUUGGCUGGGGAGGAUCGUGACAUCAAGGGGGCGGCGCCUCGGCGCUGCGAUUGCCAAAAAGGUGAGUUUGGGGGCAGGCCACGGGCUUUUGUUGGGUGUAUUACAAAUUUACCGACAGCUACAUUCCCGGUAUAUUUGUAAUACCGGCCCCGGCCUUGGCAGGUGUUUUACCGGCUAGGCCGGUAAAAUACCGGCCCGGUGGCAACCCUAUACUAACGGUUAACUUAAAGGUGAACAACCCCUUUAUAACUCCAGCUUCCUGUGUAGGAUACAAUGUAUAAAGAAGUCUCCCCUUUAAUUCCCUUUCUCGCC